GUGAUGCAAAAGCACACCACUGAGUGCAACAACGUAUGUGUUCAGAGAACACCAACUGAUAAAACAUGGAAAAGAACACACUUCUGUUGCAUUUGUUCUGCAUUCUGUUGCUGUGUUUUGGAGCGUCAAGGUCAUCGGCAAGGAAAGUUAAUAACCAUGGUACCAACUCUAAACAGGUUUACAUCGUCUAUAUGGGAGCUGCGGAUUCAACAAAUGCUUCUCUUCGGAAUGACCAUGCUCAGAUUCUUAAUUCGGUGCUGAAGAGGGAUGAGAAUGCUCUGGUACGAAACUACAAGCAUGGUUUCUCAGGGUUCGCAGCUCGUUUAUCAAAAGAGGAGGCAGAUUCAAUCGCUCAGAAACCUGGUGUUGUGUCUGUUUUCCCUGACCCCAUUCUGAAGCUCCACACAACUCGUUCCUGGGAUUUUCUCACACACCAAACUCGUGUCAAAGUGGACACCAAACCAAACACGCUCUCCGGUUUUUCUUCUUCCUCAGACGUUAUCCUUGGCGUCAUAGACACAGGGAUAUGGCCAGAGGAUGCGAGUUUUAACGACGAGGGAAUGGGUCCGAUUCCGCCCCGUUGGAAAGGCACGUGCGUGACAACGCGUGACUUCAAUUCCUCCAAUUGUAACAGGAAGCUAAUCGGGGCGAGGUAUUAUACUGAUGAUGAGGAGGGCGAGGGGUCCCACACGCCAAGGGAUUAUGAUGGCCAUGGGACCCACGUGGCGUCGACGGCGGUGGGUUCCGUCGUGAGAAACGUGUCGUUCUAUGAUCUGGCGGCGGGGGACGCAAAGGGUGGGUCCCCAGAAUCUAGGUUGGCGAUUUACAAAGCGUGUUUUGGCGGGGGAUGUCGUGGGGAGGCCAUUUUGGCGGCGUUUGACGAUGCCAUUGCCGACGGAGUGGAUGUGCUGUCGCUGUCGCUGGGUCCGUCCCCCGGGAGCCAAAAAGAAUUGCUUGACGAUCCCGUUUCCAUCGGCGCAUUCCACGCCGUGGAGCGCGGCAUUCUGGUGGUCUGCGCCGCCGGCAAUUCGGGACCGGAAUCGUAUACGGUUGUGAACGACGCGCCUUGGAUUUUUACGGUUGCAGCUUCUACCAUCGACCGGGAUUUCGAGUCCGACCUCGUUUUGGGUGAUAACAGGACCAUCAAGGGUAGAGCUAUAAACUUCUCUAAUCUCAAAAGUUCUCCCGAGUAUUCAAUCAUAUCUGGUGAGCUUGCCAAGACAAAGAAAAGCACCGUAGCUGAUGCCAGAGAAUGUGAGUCAGGUUCAUUAGAUGGAGAAAAAGUGAAAGGGAAAAUAGUGGUUUGUGUUGGCCCCAGUGGCGACAGUUCGGAAAUUAAGAAGUUGGGAGGAAAAGGUCUGGUUUUGAUUACCGAUGUAUAUGGGUCAAUCGCAGAGAAUUUCGGUGACUUCCCAGUAACAGUGAUUUAUCCAAAAUAUGGCGUCUCAAUCCUCAACUAUAUCACAUCAACCAGCAACCCACUGGGAACAAUACUAAGCACAAAAACAGUUCUUGAUUAUAAGCCUGCUCCAAUGGUGCCAAGCUUUUCAUCAAGAGGACCUUCGACGCUUUCGAGCAAUAUUCUCAAGCCUGAUAUUUUAGCACCAGGAGCAAACAUUUUCGCUGCAUGGAGUAAAAAAGCCAUAGUGGGUGUUCCGAAAGGAAGAAAGCCAUCACUGUACAACAUUAUCUCAGGGACUUCCAUGGCCACUCCACAUGUUUCAGGGCUUGCAUGCAGUGUUAAAACACACAACCCCACUUUGAGUCCCUCUGCAAUCAAAUCUGCCAUAAUGACUUCAGCAAUUCAAAACGACAACCUCAAGAUGCCCAUAAGAAAUGAUUCGGAAGAGUUAGCCACACCUUAUGACUAUGGGGCAGGGGGAAUAACAACAUCUGAGUCGUUAAAACCAGGGCUGGUUUACGAAACUGACACCGUUGACUACUUGAACUUUUUGUGUUACGCUGGAUUUAACAUAAGCGAGAUUAAGAUCAUCUCCAGAUCUGCCUCUAAGAAUUUCAGUUGCCCUGAGGAUUCCAGUUUUGAUCUCAUCUCCAACAUCAACUACCCUUCCAUUGCAGUGAACAUCACUGGCAAAGGAAAUGUGAGUGUGACUAGAACUGUCACAAAUGUUGGUGAAGAAGAUGAAACAGUGUACUCUCUCACUGUGGACGCUCCGAGUAAUGUAAAAGUCACAGUAACUCCAGAUAAACUCCAAUUUACAAAGAGUAGUAAAAAACUAAGCUACGAGGUUAUUUUCUCAGCUUCGAAAUCCUUAGAGAACGAUUUGUUUGGAUCCGUUACUUGGACCAACGACAAAUAUGCAGUUCGAAUUCCUUUUGUAUUGACAAAAUAGUAAAACAAAAACAGGGAUGAAUAAAUGCAAUCUAAGUUCUUCAUGAA
Molecule: messenger RNA, 2401 nt
Organism: Vigna unguiculata (cowpea)
Lineage: Eukaryota; Viridiplantae; Streptophyta; Magnoliopsida; Fabales; Fabaceae
Product: CO(2)-response secreted protease-like
Biological process (GO): proteolysis
Molecular function (GO): serine-type endopeptidase activity
Source: RefSeq, a predicted model, not a curated record